This is a messenger RNA of Lycium barbarum (goji berry), 795 nucleotides long. RefSeq lists its product as uncharacterized. The transcript is spliced from 3 exons. The coding region runs from base 1 to 795 and encodes 264 amino acids. The record is from RefSeq and is a predicted model, not a curated record. Lineage: Eukaryota; Viridiplantae; Streptophyta; Magnoliopsida; Solanales; Solanaceae.
AUGAGAAAACGUUUGUCCUCCUUCUCCUACUCCUCGGCUCCACCACCUUCUCCGAUCCCCACGGGGAAAGGGUCACGUUCAGCUGUCGAUUCAAUAUUGGGAGAGUACAUUCAUCAAUCUGUAAACGUUCCUCGCUUGACUCUCCCACAUCGUUGGGCGCCCGAUGAAAUCCAUUAUAAGUCACUUUUGCAAAGGGAAAAUGACGCGAUGAAUAGGUUGUUGAGCUCAGCUGCUGAAUUCGGAGUGGUUCGGAUUAUUGGUCAUGGGAUAUCGGGUGAGGAGUUAAGAACUAUGCUGAUUAAGAAUGAAUGGUUGUUUAGAUUAAGUGAAAAGUAUGCUAAUUAUGACAAGUUCCUUUGGGAUUGGUCUGAUAAUGCAAUGGUGCAAAAGGCCAAGGUUGCCAUAGGGGAUGGAAACUUUCUACUUUUCAGGGUACUGUUGACCACCCGUAAACAAAAUUGGCUGAGGGGUGCUUUGGUUCUGAAGCUGGAAGAUGCUGCUGGCAAGAAGGGCCAUAACAAAAAGAGGAAUGCCGCCAACAAGAGCCAAGAGGUAGAGGUGCCAUCAAAGGUUGUGCCAAAUGAAGGGCUUACAUCCCAAGAACCAUCUACCACUGAGGAGAGUGAGGAUGACGUGGAGGUCCUGUCCGAGGAUGUCUCGCUCGGUAAAGAAUGGGUUAUGAAAGUUAAUGUGGGGAUGGACUCCAUCGACAUAUUUGGCCAACGUUUGGGCAAGGUGGAGGGCACUUUUAGCGUUCUUGAGGGGCAUAUUCUUGAAGAGAUUGAAAGCAUCUGA